Messenger RNA from Lytechinus variegatus (green sea urchin), 579 nucleotides. RefSeq lists its product as uncharacterized. The transcript is spliced from 2 exons. Lineage: Eukaryota; Metazoa; Echinodermata; Echinoidea; Temnopleuroida; Toxopneustidae. The coding region runs from base 6 to 527 and encodes 173 amino acids. The record is from RefSeq and is a predicted model, not a curated record.
UGGUGAUGACAGUCCUGCCUCUUAUCACAUACAGAGAUACUAUUGUAGAGGGAGGGAACAACCAAGUUAGCAUUGGUGUUUCUAUCAAGUUUCAUGAUGCUUUGGGCACCAGUGGAGUUUCCGGAGAAGACCUUUGGAAGCUUUCUGCUUGGGCUUCAGCCACUCCAGACGGCAAUGGACAAAGGAUUGGAUUCGAAGAGGACAUUCUAGAUCCGACUCAAAAAGACCAGUACUUCAGCAAAAGAGGAAAACUCGAGUUUACAAAUCUGGACUUCUCAUUUUCUGAAUGCAAAGACAUGAAGUAUAUCUGUGUGAGGAUCGAGAGGGGAGAUAACCCAAGGACAACUGAGAACCUUAACUAUACUUUAGGAGGAUACCCGGACUCCAAUGCACAAACAGGUUGUACAGAAGCCCCAGAAUGUCGUCACGAUCGAGGUACUUUGUUUAGUUCGCUACUGUCGAAAGUACUUCAGGAAGCUCGUGGACGGAUGAUUAUGAAUGUAUUCAUUUCUGAUUCUGAUUGCUGAUUACCGAUGAAGUGCAUCCUUGUCUUUAAAUUUUCUCAUCACCGCUCGGACC